GCACACACGUGGAGAGUACCAUGCAGCACCCGGAAGUACAGUAAGUCGAGUGAUUUUCACUGUGAUGAUGAUGAUCUCUCAGGGUUCAGUGGUCCAGAGCAGGAUUCUGCUCCGGGUGUUAAAGCACGGCCGGCUCGGAGAACGAACCGAUUUGCAUCCGCCACUUCCGGUAAAGAGGCUCCACACAGACCCGGUUGUGCGACGCAGAGGAGAACCGCGAAGGUCACACUACAUCAGCACCCCGAUCUUCUACGUGAACGCUUCUCCUCACCUCGGACACGUUUAUUCCGCCGUGACAGCCGACUGUCUGCACCGAUACAAACUCCUUCAGGGCUUCGACUCCAAGUUUUCUACAGGUACUGAUGAACACGGGCUGAAAAUCCAACAGGCGGCCAGCGCAGCCGGGAAAGAGCCGCUCAGCUUCUGCACCGAGGUAUCUCACAGGUUUCGUGACACGUUCAGGAGCUGUAAUAUCGCAUACACCGACUUCAUACGGACGACAGAGGACAGACACAGACAUGCGGUGGAACAUUUCUGGACCAAGCUGUUCGACAAAGGCUUCAUCUAUGAAGGGAUAUAUGAAGGCUGGUACUCCACACCGGACGAGAGCUUUCUCACACCCAACCAGGUGACCAACGGCACAGACUCCAUGGGCAGAGAGAUCAAAAUCUCUACCGAGAGUGGACAUAAGGUGGAGUGGAUGAAGGAGCACAACUAUCUCUUCCGCCUCUCCGAUUUCCGGACCAGUCUCCAGGAGUGGUUGAGGUCAAACCCUAAAGCCAUUCAGCCAAAGAAGUUUCACCAUCUCGUGCUUCAAUGGUUGGAGAGCGAGCUACCCGAUUUAUCAGUGUCGCGCCAGAGGAGCCGUCUGCAGUGGGGCAUUCCAGUUCCCGGAGAUCCCGAACAAACGAUCUACGUGUGGCUGGACGCUUUGGUGAACUAUCUGACCGUUGCAGGGUAUCCAGAGAAAUACUCCGAGUGGUGGAACGUCGUCCAUCACGUCGUAGGCAAAGAUAUAUUGAAGUUCCAUGCUAUAUAUUGGCCAGCGUUUCUCUUGGCUGCAGAACUGCCCCUUCCUCAGGCCAUAUACGUGCACUCUCAUUGGACGGCUCAGGGAAAGAAAAUGUCCAAGAGUCUCGGCAAUGUAGUGGAUCCACUCGAGAGUUUGAAAAGGUUCACCAUGGACGGGCUGAGGUAUUUCCUUCUCAGGCAAGGAGUUCCAGAUAUGGAUUGCGACUAUGACGACGACAAGGUGGUCAAGUUGUGCAAUAGCGAACUGGCCGAUUCUCUCGGUGGUCUUCUCAACCGCUGUACCGCACCCUCCCUCAACCCGGAGCAGGUUUAUCCUCUAUUCUGCAACAUCUCCUUCCCAAAAGUGUGCGGUGGAAGAGCAGUUUCCGAGGAUUAUAAAUUGGUGGAGGCCGUUUCCAGGCUUCCUGUUUUGGUGAAGCAGAAUUUUGACAACCUGCACAUGUAUAAAGCCCUGGAAGCAAUCAGCGCAUGCGUACGCCUGACCAACAGCUUCGUCCAAAGACACACGCCGUGGAAACUCGACUGCACAGAGACAGAGGACAAACUCUGGCAUGACACCAUACUGCAUGUGUCUAUGGAGUGUCUCAGAAUCUACGGCGUUCUCUUGCAGCCCGUUGUGCCUGCGAUAGCAGAUAAAAUCCUGUCCAGGCUCGGGGUGACGUCUGCCGAGAGGAACUGGGAUAAUACCCACGAUUUCCUGUCCAAGUUUGAAGGAAGACAUUGUCCUUAUGAAGGACGAGUGCUAGGUCCAGACACUGGGGUGCUUUACAGACGUAUCGAGAGGAACAUUCCAAAGCAAAAUGCAGAAGGAGGACAAAAAGGCAAAAUUAAACAAGUCUCGCCAUAGUUUUUUUUUGUGGAAAAAGAAUAUACUAUAGUAUAAUAAAAGAUAUUAAAAGCUGAAAAUAAACUGGACUGCAGAAAAACAUAUAUGGGGAUAAACUGUUGCACAUGCCGCUAAGUGGCUCAACGUGAUCUUCAGACAGCUAUAACAGGGUUUCUGCAGGUUUCACCAAGACUUCUAUUAAACCAUUAAGAAUUACGUUUAAGACCUGUAUCAUAACAUCAAACACACAAACACAUUGUUAGCGGCUUACAGCCUUAACCAGGCCCUAAAUUCAUCUCUUUUAUGUAUCGCUAAACUUGCACUUCGCCAUCGCUUCAAAAUAAAAUCUGUUUUGCAUCUCUGGUACAAUCCAAGAGAGAUUCGCACCAAUAACAAGAAAGCUGAUUGGCUGUUGCAUGUUGGUCUCAUUUGUAGUCGUUUUAAAGCAAAUUAUAUUUGAACUGGCAAAAGAUCAUGGAAACUAACAAACAAAAACAUUCUAAAAGUGCUGCUUGAGCAUUUUAAAGUGCAAUCGAGGUAGUGUAACAUGGACCGGUUUAAAAUGAUUUAAAACCUAAAACAGCGAUUUUUGAGAAACAGAACUUUUUUAAUGGCAUUUGGAAGAUGAUCUCAGCCAGGGUGACUUACAGCUGAGUAAGGGAGGGUUAAGGGUUUUUUUUUUUUUAAGAGCCGAGCAGUGAUCUGAACUUGUGAACUUCCGAUUCAAAGUCCAAUGCCUUAACCACUGAGCUAAACGAUGGCUUUGUUCCGGUGCUCAUUCGGAUUUAGUUACCGCUUAAAUCGGAUCCUAUCCAGAGAAAAUCCUUUUACUUACACACCAGUCGAUCACAAGGCACCAUGUAAACAUGUUCACGUUGCGUUAGAGUCUGCAAUCCAUUUACUGGAUCACCUAAUGGAAGUCAUCAUGAAGGAAUACAAUACAGAGAACCCUGAGGAAUGGUUUAAAGCUACCAGAAUAUCAUCAAGCAGAUUACAUCGAUCAGUAUGAUCAUUAUGAGUGGUGAAGUGAAGACCACUGAUCAUCUAGUCAUCAUGGCACCUGUAAGUGUUUGGGAUACUUUUAGGCAGCAAGUGAACAUUUUUUACCCUCAAAGUUGAUGUGUUAGAAGCAGGAAAAAUGGGUGAGUGUGGCGUCUAGACGUCUGGGUCAGAGCAUCUCCAUAACUUAACUGCAGCCCUUGUAGGAUGUUCCUGGUCUGCAGGGGUCAGUGUUUCCAGUGCUCCAAGGAAGGAACAGUGGUGAACCGGUGACAGGGUCGUGUGUGGUAGAGGAUCAUUAAUGCACGUGUGGAGUGAAGGCUGUCAGUGUGGUCCGAUCCAACAGACGAGCUCCUGUAGCUCAAACUGCUGAAGAAGUUCAUGCUGUAGAUGCUCGACAGGUCAUGACAGAUGAAGGGAGACCAACACAAUAUUAGGCAGGUGAUCAUAAAUGUUAUACCUGAUCGAUGUAUAAUCAGUAUUUCAGAAUCAUGAACAAUUCUACUGUUAUGCUUUGGCCACUUCCGCCUGCAGGAGUCGAAGAUGUACACGAUACAAAAUAAAGAUUUGACUUCCAAGAUUAAAGCAUGACUGUUUUAGUUCCAUGGACAUGCAGCCAUUGAUGUGGAGUGAUUUAGGCAUGCAGCUGGAACACGGCUGACCUGGUAGCUAUAAUUUAUUACUUUGUCUGAAAUAGAAGUAAGAAUGAUUAAAGGUGGAAGUCUUUCGAGAUUGACUAUAGUCUGGGUAAAAUGUCUUUUUUUUUACGUGUCUUAACAGAGUUGUAGUAGUGUCUCGGUGCAGAGGUGUGACGAGUCAUGAUGCCUUACUGUUAUCAUUAUUUUUUAUAUAACUCUAAAAUGGUGCACUUUUAAAGUCUGGGCCACGGUCUAAAAAUUGACAUGACUUUUUUUAAUGAGAAUACACGAAACUGAAAAAUUGUACAAAGUAAAUUAAAAUAAAA
Silurus meridionalis is the source of this 3821-nucleotide messenger RNA. It is a transcript of the gene mars2, whose product is annotated as methionyl-tRNA synthetase 2, mitochondrial. The coding region runs from base 65 to 1879 and encodes 604 amino acids. Gene Ontology annotation, molecular function: ATP binding; methionine-tRNA ligase activity. NCBI's taxonomy places the organism in Eukaryota, Metazoa, Chordata, Actinopteri, Siluriformes, Siluridae. The record is from RefSeq and is a predicted model, not a curated record. The transcript has 3 exons. Gene Ontology annotation, biological process: methionyl-tRNA aminoacylation.